CCAACAUAAACCAACAUUCCAUCACACUUUUCUAUCUCUCUCUCUAUUUCAAAUCUUUACUUUUCCCUCACUCCUCUUUCUCUCUCAUGAUCCCCACUCUUCUGACUUCAUCUCUACAUUUUCAUUUGAUGGGUAGUUGCCGAGACAUGGGAUAUUGGACCUGCUUCCAUAAGUCUAAGGAUCCUUCGAGGUCUUCAUGGCCAUUGUUGUGUGAUGGGUAGUUGCUGAGGCAGUUCAAUGGUGGUUUUUGGGCUUUGGUUCUCAGAGAGACCUGGGUGGGGUGGUUUUCUUGGCGAUGAUUUUUGAUGGGUUUUACUUGUUUCGGACUUGGGUGAAAAUGCAGUGAACUUUGUUUGAAGGAAGCGAGAUUUGGUGAAGCUCGGUUUAGUUUAGUUGUAGAGAUGAGAUCUCUUACUUUUGUUAUUCUUUCUGUGAUUUGGGGGGUUCUUUCUUUACCUUCCCAUUCCGCUACGGUUGAUGAAGUUAAGGCUCUUUGGGCCUUCAAAGAAGCAAUAUAUGAAGACCCUCUUUCAGUGUUAUCGAAUUGGAAUUCUCUUGAUGCGGAUCCUUGUGACUGGCUUGGCAUUGUUUGUUCACCAUAUCGUGGUUCUGUUAUAGCCCUGAACCUUUCGAGCUCAUCUUUUAAUGGAUUUCUUGCACCUGAACUUGGCCUGCUUAAUUCAUUGGAGACCCUAAAUCUCCACAAUAAUCACAUUAUUGGACCAAUACCCAAACAAUUGGGUGGAUUGAAAAGGUUGAAGGUUAUUGAUUUGGGUUACAAUCAGCUCUCCGGGGCUAUCCCUAAUGAGCUUGGGAACUUGACCAGCAUCAUUAAAAUAAACCUCCAAUCUAAUGAACUGAUAGGUAGCAUUCCCCCUGAGCUUGGUGCUCUGAAGAACCUUUGGGACCUGCGUUUGGAUAGGAAUAGGCUUCAAGGAACUAUUCCUGGCAGUGUUUACACAAUGAAUUUCACAUCAAAUAUGCAAGGAAUGUAUGCCCCACGUAGAAAUUCCUCUGGCUUUUGCCAGUCCAAUCAAUUGAGAAUUGCAGAUUUCUCGCACAAUUUCUUUGUUGGACAGAUCCCCCAAUGCUUAAACUAUCUCCCCAGAUAUAGUUUUCAAUGGAACUGCUUGGAUGAUAGAGGUUCCAGCAAUCAGCGUCCUUCUCAGCAGUGUAUUCCUGAUGCCUCUACAAGGGUCCCGGCCUCGAGAGAUAAAGAGGAAGGAGAAAUUUCGAAGAGGUCAUCAAAGUCCCCUUGGGUGUUAAUUUUGGAGAUCUCAACAGGAAUUGUUGCAGGCAUUAUUGUGUUUUUUGUCAUUGUUACAACGGUUCAGAGAUGUAGAGGGGAAACGGCGAUUGUGAUGCCCUGGAGGAAAACAUCAAAUGGACAUGACCAGAUUGCAUUACCUGCUGAUGGUGAGAUGUUGAAGGAUGUGUUACUCAUAAGUCGUGAGGAUCUGGAAACAGCUUGUGAGGAUUUCAGUAACAUAAUAGGCAGUUCUCCAGACAGUGUAGUCUACAAAGGAAUUACUAAGGAUGGACAAGAGAUAGCUGUGAUAUCACUUUGCAUGUCCAAAGAAUAUUGGACUUGCUCUCAUGAACUUUAUUUUCAGAGUCAGGUUGCAGAUUUAGCAAGGUUAAAUCACGAAAACAUCGCCAAGUUGUUAGGGUAUUGCAAAGAGAGUGAACCCUUUUCCAGAAUGCUUGUCUUUGAAUAUGCUUCAAAUGGGACUCUGUAUGAGCAUCUUCACUUUGGUGAGGGGGCUCAAUUAUCAUGGUCCAAACGUAUGAAAAUUAUUAUUGGCAUUGCUCGUGGUUUAAGAUACUUGCACUCAGAGCUUCAGCCUCCUUAUAUACUAUCUGAGUUGAGUUCUAGUGCUAUUUACCUAACUGAAGAUUUUUCUCCUAAGGCUAAGGAGUUUCUUGAAGUACCAGAGAUGAUAUCCUACCUGGUAGACCCCGCAUUGAAACAAUUUCGAUACGAAGAUCUCCGAGUUGUAUGUGAAGUUGUGACCCUCUGCAUACAGGUUGACCCAUCCAAUAGGCCUCUUGUAUGCACUCUUGCUUCAAUGCUUGAGAAUGGCAUCAACACAUCUCCCACUGUUGACAAAGAGUCUCCCUUAGCGUGGGCUGAGCGUGUACUAAAUUCAUAGAUAUCAUGCGAAUUCAAUCAUAUGAAUUCAACCCUCUCUCUCUCUCUGGGUUGCUCAUUUUCAGGUUCCCACAGGUUCUUUCCCCCUUUCUUUUACAGUCAGACCCAGGGAAAUCCCAUUGGGUCUUCUUUAAGGGGCCUGCAGGGUCAAGGGAAUUGAUGACUUAAUGCGCGGCGGAUUCAGCUGUGGUGAAGUCUCUGUUUCUCUCAGAGGUUUUGUAGCAUAUGGAAGCUGAUUUGUUUCACCUGUAUUGCUGUAUCAGAUGAUUUGUAUAGUGUAACACAAUAUGUGAGGUAAAACAAUUUCAUGCUCGAUUCCAUUAAUAUCUGGGAAGUGGGGGUUGACUACUUCUGUGCCUCCCUCUCUCUCUGGUUGUUUUAUUGUAAAUAAAUGUUUGGUAGAGUACGUGGUGGAUAUUCAUGAGGGAAAAUGAGCCAAUGAAUCUCAACAGCAGUUCAAUAGAGAGGGGUCGAGGAA
Amborella trichopoda is the source of this 2630-nucleotide messenger RNA. Lineage: Eukaryota; Viridiplantae; Streptophyta; Magnoliopsida; Amborellales; Amborellaceae. The record is from RefSeq and is a predicted model, not a curated record.